AUUGAAAUUUGUUUAUAGCUGUGUUUAUUAUUUUAUUCUAUUAUAAAACAAGAAAUUUUUAAUAUUCAAUAUAUUGCAAACACUUUUUAUCAAAUAGUUGAAGAUCCGAAUCUAUAAAUAGAUAUCAGUUUACGAGCUUCCCUCACCUCACCUCACCUCACCUCAUUCCAUUAUGGCCAUCUCUCCAAUUUUGUUGUUUGCUAUCUUCUCUCUCAUUUAUGGCAAUGGCGUUCUUCCCAUUGAAGCUACCCACCAUGUUUAUAGAAAUCUUGAGAGUCUGUCUUCUGAUUCCUCCAAUCAACCUUAUAGAACUGGUUAUCACUUUCAACCUCCCAAGAAUUGGAUUAAUGAUCCUAAUGGACCAAUGAGGUACAAAGGACUUUACCAUUUGUUUUAUCAAUACAAUCCAAAAGGUGCUGUUUGGGGCAAUAUUGUUUGGGCCCACUCUGUAUCAAAGGAUCUAGUGAAUUGGACCCCACUAGAUCCUGCCAUCUAUCCUUCUCAACCGUCUGAUAUCAAGGGGUGUUGGUCAGGCUCAGCCACUAUGCUUCCUGGGGGCAAGCCAGCCAUUUUAUAUACAGGAAUUAACCCCAACAAUCAUCAAGUUCAAAACCUAGCCAUCCCCAAAAACAUGUCUGACCCAUUACUUAGGGAGUGGAUUAAGUCACCCAAAAAUCCAUUAAUGGCACCAACUACAGGUAACAAAAUAAAUUCAAGCUCAUUUAGAGACCCUACCACUGCUUGGUUAGGCAAAGAUGGGUAUUGGAGGGUGUUGAUUGGAAGCAAAGUAAAUACUAGAGGAAUGGCAAUUUUGUAUAAGAGUAAAAACUUUGUUAAUUGGGUUCAAGCUAAACAACCACUACAUUCAGCUGAAGGCACUGGAAUGUGGGAGUGUCCAGAUUUCUAUCCAGUUCUAGAUAAGAGCCCAUUAACCAUUGGUCUUGACACGUCUAUGAAUGGUGAUAAUGUUAGACAUGUACUCAAGGUUAGCUUGGAUGAUACAAAACAUGAUCAUUAUUUGAUUGGGUCUUAUGACACUUCCAAGGAUGUCUUCAUUCCGGAUAACGGAUUUGAAGAUGACCAAUCCAUUUUGAGAUAUGAUUACGGAAAAUAUUAUGCCUCAAAAACAAUUUUUGAUGAUGGAAAGAACAGAAGGGUCUUAUUGGGUUGGGUUAACGAAUCCUCAAGUGUUGCGGACGAUAUCAAGAAAGGAUGGUCUGGAAUCCAUACUAUUCCAAGGGCCAUCUGGCUUCAUAAAUCGGGAAAACAGUUGGUGCAAUGGCCGGUGGUGGAAAUUGAAAGCCUGCGUGUGAACCCUGUUGUCAACUGGCCCACCAAAGUGGUCAAAGGUGGUGAACUGCAUCAAGUUGCUGGUGUUACUGCAGCACAGGCUGAUGUUGAAAUUUCAUUUGAAGUGAAAGAGUUUGGAGAGGCUGAAAUAUUGGACCAUUGGGUAGAUCCCCAAGUUCUGUGUGGUAGAAAAGGUGCAGCCGUUAAAGGUGGUUUGGGACCUUUUGGUCUGCUAGUUUUUGCUUCUCAAGGCUUGAAAGAGUACACGGCAGUGUUCUUUAGAAUAUUUAGAUACCAGCAUAAAAAUUUGGUUCUCAUGUGUAGCGAUCAAAGCAGGUCUUCUUUGAAUAAAGAUAACGAUAUGACCACUUAUGGGACUUUUGUGGAUGUGGACCCUCUUCAUGAGAACCUGUCGUUAAGAAGUUUGAUUGAUCACUCAGUAGUUGAGAGUUUCGGGGGAGAAGGAAAGGCAUGCAUCACAGCUAGAGUAUAUCCCACAUUAGCAAUCAAUGAUAAGGCACAACUAUAUGCUUUCAAUAAUGGAACUGCUGCUGUCAAGAUCACAAGAUUGAGUGCUUGGAGCAUGAAGAAGGCAAAAAUCAACUGAAAACAAACAUUAACGACUGAAGAGAACCAAAUACAGCAUUACUGUAACCAAUACUUGCGUUCUUUUAUUAGUGCCUCCAAAUUUUAUUACUGUACCGUGACAACUGUGCGUGGUAUUCAUUUGAUAAGAAAUGUAAGGAAAAAAAUAAUGUUUUGUAAACAUAUUUUUGAUAAUAUGUUAUCCAUCUAAUUCAUAUUCUU
Messenger RNA from Abrus precatorius (Indian licorice), 2097 nucleotides. RefSeq names its product beta-fructofuranosidase, cell wall isozyme-like. The coding region runs from base 173 to 1897 and encodes 574 amino acids. Lineage: Eukaryota; Viridiplantae; Streptophyta; Magnoliopsida; Fabales; Fabaceae. The transcript is spliced from 7 exons. The record is from RefSeq and is a predicted model, not a curated record. Gene Ontology annotation, molecular function: hydrolase activity, hydrolyzing O-glycosyl compounds. Gene Ontology annotation, biological process: carbohydrate metabolic process.